Populus nigra (black poplar) is the source of this 1318-nucleotide messenger RNA. Its product is annotated as protein RER1B-like. Gene Ontology annotation, cellular component: Golgi membrane. Gene Ontology annotation, biological process: retrograde vesicle-mediated transport, Golgi to endoplasmic reticulum; protein retention in ER lumen. The record is from RefSeq and is a predicted model, not a curated record. The transcript has 4 exons. The coding region runs from base 477 to 1061 and encodes 194 amino acids. Lineage: Eukaryota; Viridiplantae; Streptophyta; Magnoliopsida; Malpighiales; Salicaceae.
UUGCCACACUUUCAUUUGUAUCCAGGCAGAGGUGGCUUAGUGAACAAAGGAAGGAGACUGGGAUUGAAAAUUGAACUGAUCCUACAAAAAGAAAAGACUGGGAUCGGGAUCGGGAUCGGGAUCGGGCUUUAACGCGAGCCGAAAUCGCCUGUCCAAGCAGUCACUAGGCUGGCCACGUUCAGUCCCAAGGAGACCCUGGCUCGGUCCAUAAAUAGUUCCUAAUAAAACGACACAAGAAGGGCACGUUCUGAUGGGUUGAUUAGGCGCGCGCCUGCAACUGGCACGCGAAAUGUCCAUCGUUCAGAUGCUAAACGCAUUUUAAGCUUUAAAAAAAAUCCAGAGAAAGAGAAGGUAACAAAAUCAGCGAUCGCUUCAUCACCGAUAGAUCACCUUCUCACCGUUCACUUUCCCUAAUUGGAUCCUCACCUGUUUCAAAAUCCUAACUCUCUCGAGGAGAAAUUAGAAUAUAGUAAUUGAUGGAAGGAAAUGGUGGUGAUGCUGCCAAUGUGGUGGGACCUGUUGCGAAGUGGAGAAAUGAUUUCUCUCGGGCAUUCCAGUACUAUCUCGACCGAUCCACUCCUCAUCCGAUGCAGAGGUGGCUUGGAACUCUUGCGGUUGCAGCAAUUUAUGUGUUGCGUGUUUUCUAUGCUCAAGGGUUUUACAUUGUGUCUUAUGGUCUUGGGAUUUAUAUCUUGAACUUGUUGAUUGGGUUUCUGUCACCCAAGGUUGAUCCUGAACUUGAAGUUUUGGAUGGGGCUUCUUUGCCAACUAAAGGAUCGGAUGAGUUCAAGCCCUUUAUCCGCCGCCUUCCUGAGUUUAAGUUCUGGUACGCCAUCACCAAGGCUUUUUGUGUGGCCUUCCUAAUGACCUUCUUUUCUAUAUUUGAUGUCCCUGUUUUCUGGCCCAUAUUACUCUGCUAUUGGAUUGUUCUGUUUGUCCUCACAAUGAAGCGCCAAAUCAUGCACAUGAUGAAGUACAAAUAUGUUCCAUUCAGCCUAGGAAAGCAGAGGUAUGGCAAGAAGAAGUCUGAUGCAAGCAGCAGUGGCUUGAUGAGGGACUAAGCUAUGACAUGUCCUGAAGCCUUCCAGAUGUCUUGCUUUUAAUUUUUGAAGGUUUUCCUGUCUACGUCAAGUACCAUAUGCAAAACUCAAUAGGAUUUGAAAAUUUCAUUUUGUUUUAUAUUUCUAGCUGUAGCAGUCACUAGCAUGACUUUACGAUCACACAUUUUCUGCGUUAGCUGGGGAUAUUCCUUUAUACAUUAGAAUUCUUCUAGUAUUCUAUUUUUUUAGUCUAAUGAAUCAAUCGUGGUUGAUGGUGA